Molecule: messenger RNA, 1371 nt
Organism: Protopterus annectens (West African lungfish)
Lineage: Eukaryota; Metazoa; Chordata; Ceratodontiformes; Protopteridae
Product: potassium channel subfamily K member 1-like
Exons: 3
Coding region: 204-1193 (329 amino acids)
Biological process (GO): potassium ion transmembrane transport; stabilization of membrane potential
Cellular component (GO): membrane
Molecular function (GO): potassium ion leak channel activity
Source: RefSeq, a predicted model, not a curated record
AACCGGAAAAACAAUAUGCCUGUUGUCUUAGUUUUUUUUUUUUUAACAUUUGGAACAAAUGCAAAUAUUCAUAGCUGACUGAAGAAUGAAAGUUGAUGUGUGCAUUAUUGGUCAACUUCAUUUUUUUGCAUUGUCCCACAGUCAGAAGAAAACGACUGUGCAGAGAAAACGUGUCUUAAACCUGUGAAAAAUAUUUGCAAAACAUGCUGAAGAUUCCUAAGUCCUGGAACUUCUGGAUCUUAAUGGUUAGUUACAUAAUUUUCCUUAUCAUUGGAACUGCCAUAUUCUCAGCCAUUGAACGUCCAUUUGAGGAUGUAUUACGACAGAAGAUGAGGACUUUGAAGGGCCAGUUCCUACAUGACCAUGAUUGUCUAUCUGAUGGCAAACUGGAGGAAUUCUUGGAGAAAAUUCUCAGUGCACAUAACUAUGGGAUUUCUGCUUUGAAAAAUAACUCUGGAGAGGUAAACUGGGAUUUCACUUCUGCACUGUUCUUUACCAGUACAGUUCUAACCACAACAGGUUAUGGACAUACAGUGCCUCUUUCAGAUGCAGGGAAAAUAUUCUGCAUUGUAUAUACUGCAAUAGGCAUACCACUAACACUUCUCAUUUUGGCCACUAUUGUGCAAAAGCUCAUGGACCUCGUGACAGUGCGACCGAUUACUUGCAUUCAGAAUCGCUGGGGUAUGGAAAAGAAGAAUCUUGCCCUGAUUCAUGCUGCUACACUUGGUUUUAUAAUGGUCUGCUUAUUCUUUUUAAUUCCAGCUGCCAUUUUUACUGUUCUAGAAGAGGACUGGAAUUUUCUGGAAUCACUGUACUUUUGUUUCAUCUCUCUCAGUACAAUUGGACUUGGUGACUACGUACCUGGUACUGCUAAAAACAUUUCUCUACAUCGUCUGUAUGAAUUUGGCAUCACCUGUUACCUUUUGGUGGGAUUGAUUGCCAUGUUGCUGGCACUGGAAACCGUCUGUGAACUCCCAGAGCUGAAGGCUUUCAGAAAGCUGUUCUACCACCCAAAGGACAAACAUGAAGAAGAUCAAAUGCCAGUACUUCCAAAUACGAAAACAUUUGCAUCAGAGUUACCUGCUCAUAAGCCUCCCGUUUCUAUCCAUGAGGAUGCAUCUAUGAAUGGUCCAUACAAAACUGGACCUGAAGACCUGCAUAAGCCAGCAGACAAACAAAUGCUAAUUAAAUGAUAGUAAAUCAAAAUUAAAAUUUAGAAGCAUUAUGCUAUAUAUUUGAAUACAUUUAUUUUUUGAUAUCCCCAUCAGUUUGCCUUGCAUUUUCAUUCAGGUUUGGAUAUCGGAUAACUGAUUUUGUACACCUGGGGUAAUGGUCACAGUAAUAAAUAAAAUUAAUAGGUCUGUGAAAACA